AUGCAGGCGCCUACAGCAUCGUACGUCGACUAUGUCAUAUACAAAGAAGCCGACAGCACGAAAAAGUCAAACCUGCCUCCGGACAAGAAAGCGCAGUUAAUGAGACAACUUCGGUUUGAAAAAACAAACAAUCAAUUCACAAGUUCGGUGCUGCCCAAGACCGAAAGUCAACAUAUGAUGCGACUGUGCAUUACAGACAAUGUAAAAGACCACAUGCAAAUGCAACGCGAAGUCAACUUAGGAAGAAUGGUUUGGAGUGAGCUACAGAGUAAUAAACUAAAAGGACAUUUUUUGAAAGUUCAGCACGUUGGCGCCUUCAAACGUCUGCUGUAUUUGACAAAGAAGUCAGCUAUGGAUCCAGAAGGUACUAUUAUUUUGUCGUUACAGCCUCGGUAAGUCUACAUUAUAUUUUUAAGUUUUUUUUUCAUGGCCGCAAAAAUUUUUUUAGUCCCAAUCCCCGCCCUUUUUUCAUCUACGAACCUCGAGGCUUGACUUUACAAGAACUUCUAACUCUGAGCAAAACGAACUCGGUUGACAUUAACACGGCUCGUCACAUCACCGUAGGAAUACUACAUACUGUACGCGUUUUACAUCACUUUGGAUACGUGCAUCGCUGUGUGGACACAACUACGUUUGGUUUGAAAAAAGAUUUUAACGGGAAAAUUUUGAGCGAUGCGGUUCAGUGUCAUAGUUUGUGGUAUGCUCGAAAGUAUCGUAACAACAAAGUACGACGAAGGGGUCCGUUUAUUGGGUCAUAUCUCUUCAGGUAAGUAUAACAUAUUUAUUAUGAAAUAGUUUUUGAUAAACAGUAAAAUAAUACAAUAAUAGUUUCAGCUCCCUAGAAGCUAUGUCUGGCAUAGAACAACUUCCGAACGAUGAUAUGAUUUCAGCUAUGUACAUUUUCUUAUGUCUAUGUUUUGGAUAUUUGCCAUGGAUGAAACCAAAAACAACAAACGUUAGUUUUAGUCCAUUUAAUUACUAUCAGAUUUCCCAAAAACAUUUUAUUUAGCGGACAAAGUCUAUUAUAAAUUUUUUCAGGGCAUUUGGAAUAAAAAAUCCGCAUUUCAAUCAAAUCCCUCAUGGUUUCCGUCAAGAUCAAACGUCAGUUACAAUAUUAAUGGUAUUGCAGAAGCUUUCGAAGCAAUAAGUAGUUACAAUUCAUUGUAAGUUUAAAUGGUUCAUUGUUAGAUAUAAUUUUUAUUUUUUUUCUGUAAUUUUGUAAAAUCUAUUAACCACAUUCCACUACAAAUAAUAAUUUUAGGUUACCAAACCAAAAAAUAUACGCAAAACUAACAGAAAUUUUGAAAAAAAAUUGUUGA
Bursaphelenchus okinawaensis is the source of this 1319-nucleotide messenger RNA. The record is from the annotation of a GenBank genome assembly. NCBI's taxonomy places the organism in Eukaryota, Metazoa, Nematoda, Chromadorea, Rhabditida, Aphelenchoididae.